Molecule: messenger RNA, 158 nt
Organism: Rangifer tarandus platyrhynchus (Svalbard reindeer)
Lineage: Eukaryota; Metazoa; Chordata; Mammalia; Artiodactyla; Cervidae
Source: the annotation of a GenBank genome assembly
GUACACGCGUUCUGGCUCCGACAGCUAGGACCAACCGCAGGCCGUCGCGGGGUUUCGCUGGCACCCGCGGGGCCACUGCUCUGGGCGGCCGGGGUUGGCACAGAGAUGGUACAGUGUGCACGGGUACUGUUCGGACAGACUGGGGUUUUCUGUACUAA